CAACGAGAAAAAUACGACAUCUCCUUCGACGCAUUUUUAGAGAAAUGGAAAGAGCCGAACGGACGCAUGGUCAAAAAUAUAACCAAAUUCAUACGAGAAACAAAAAUCUCACUUUGAAUAGAACCAAGCAAGACAUGAAACAUGCAGCAUAAACGAAAAGCAUAACACCACUCAUCUGACAAACAGACCAAGCAGAAAAACAACAGACUCCGCAACCGGGUAGAUGACUCUUGAGCAGUCCUAGGACUCAGUCGAAAGCCCAAACGAAACAGUUAACCUUUGAAUAUGUGGGGGGAACAAUAGUUGCUCAUACGCAUAGAAGGCUAUACCCUGUUUCAACAAAAUAGAAGAAGAAGAAGAAGAACCUUCAACCAUGAGCCGGAUUGCAGUGAGUUAUAUGCACGGCCGAGGAUUAAUAUUCGAUGCCGAAGACUAUUUAAAACUUCGAUAUGAGCAUCGGAUUGUCGGGAAUCUGAUCGGUGUUCCCGUGUCGCAUCCACGGAAUGUAAACCAACAAGGAAUGCCCGUUGCCCUAUCGACCUGCGAACUAAAACUUCUUCUAGACAGCCAGUUAAUACGUUUGGUGGAUACUAAUGGCGCAUUACAAAGGGCACCAUCUGACGAGGAGGUUGACACGUACGUCCGGAUGGUUGAGCGACAGAAGGAAGAAUUGCACAUGCCAGUAGUCGAGAAAAGGCUGGAAGCAUUUCGUAAACAUUUGCCAAAAAUUAUUGAUGGAAAGCGGAAAAAGCUCCUCAAAACGGGAGUAAAAGCAGAAGACAUCCACCUCGACGCUGAACAACUGGUCGACGAAGAGAGGACAAGGAUAAUGCACGAAAAGUUCGAUGCAAUGGUACAGAUACCGUUGAAAUAUCCGCUUCCAUUUGGUUUUUCAGAGUGUUCACUGGAGUUGAGUUCAGACGAAACCGUUAAAUAUCGUGUGUUUAAAUCGCUAUGGCACCAGGGAGGCUUUAUAACUACCGGCGAUGCAUUUGGAUGUGAUUUUCUUCUAUAUCCCGGCGAUCCAAUGUAUUUCCACGCAUCGCAUAUGGUGCACGUAAUGCAGAACGGUAUCCGGCAAACAUUUGAUGUCAAGUAUUUAAUUCGUGUAUGCCGACUUUCGGUGGUGGUGAAUAAGCUGUGCGUCCUCGCUUAUAUUGAUGAAGGUACCGACGAGGUUCAAUUCGAAACCCUAGAAUGGGAAGGUAAUGCGGCCAAUAAAGGAGACACCUUUUGAUUGAA
This is a messenger RNA of Anopheles stephensi (Asian malaria mosquito), 1242 nucleotides long. RefSeq names its product tRNA-splicing endonuclease subunit Sen34 (gene Tsen34). NCBI's taxonomy places the organism in Eukaryota, Metazoa, Arthropoda, Insecta, Diptera, Culicidae. Gene Ontology annotation, cellular component: tRNA-intron endonuclease complex. Gene Ontology annotation, molecular function: tRNA-intron lyase activity; nucleic acid binding. The coding region runs from base 374 to 1237 and encodes 287 amino acids. The transcript is spliced from 4 exons. The record is from RefSeq and is a predicted model, not a curated record. Gene Ontology annotation, biological process: tRNA splicing, via endonucleolytic cleavage and ligation; tRNA-type intron splice site recognition and cleavage.